Molecule: messenger RNA, 1635 nt
Organism: Lathyrus sativus (Indian pea)
Lineage: Eukaryota; Viridiplantae; Streptophyta; Magnoliopsida; Fabales; Fabaceae
Source: the annotation of a GenBank genome assembly
AUGGUUCCUAAAGUUCAUAGUGACCUUGAAAUGAGUAUGGCUCAGAAUGAGAGUGGCGAAAAGAUUGAGAAGUGGAAGAAACGUAUGCAUGUUUUUGGUGAGAGGUUUAAAAGGUUUCCUUGUUUGGCUUGGAAGACUAUAUGGAAAGUGGGAUGGGAUGAUCCAAGAAGGUUGAUCCAUGCAUUCAAAGUUGGUUUAUCUCUUACUCUUGUAUCAUUGCUUUAUGUUUUGGAGCCACUCUUUAAAGGGAUUGGACAAAAUGCUAUUUGGGCUGUCAUGACCGUCGUCGUGGUUUUCGAGUUCACCGCAGGGGCAACUUUAUGCAAAGGGCUGAAUAGAGGAUUGGGGACACUAUUAGCAGGACUAUUGGCAUUUCUUCUAGAUUAUAUUGCAAAUGCAUCUGGUCAUAUACUUCAAGCUGUUUUCAUUGCAGUUGCAGUUUUGAUAAUAGGGUCUGUAGCCACAUAUAUUAGGUUCAUUCCUUCUAUAAAGAAGAAUUAUGAUUAUGGCGUGGUUAUAUUUCUCUUAACCUUCAACUUGUUAACGGUUUCAAGUUAUCGGGUUGAUCAUGUCUUCAAGCUUGCACAUGACCGCUUCUACACCAUAGCCAUAGGUUGUGCUGUUUGUCUUGUGAUGAGUCUUUUCGUCUUUCCGAAUUGGUCAGGGGAAGAUUUACAUCAUUCCACUGCUUUCAAACUCGACGGCCUAGCCAAAUCUAUAGAAGUUUGUGUAAAUGAAUAUUUCUAUGGAGAAGUUGAUUUUUCUGGUGAUGUAAAAUCAUCGGAAGAUCCAAUAUACAAAGGUUAUAAGGGAGUUUUGGAUUCGAAAUCCACCGAUGAAACAUUGGCAUUACAUGCAAGUUGGGAGCCAAGAUAUUUUAGGUACUGUCACAAAUUUCCGUCACAACAGUAUGUAAAAGUCGGCACUGUUCUUCGUCAAUUUGGAUAUACAGUAGUAGCUCUACAUGGCUGUUUGAGAACAGAAAUUCAGACACCGCAAUCUGUUCGAGUUCUAUUCAAGGACCCUUGCAUAAGACUAGCAGCAGAGGUAUCAAAAGUACUGAUAGAACUUGCCAACAGCAUAAGAAGUCGACGCCAUUGUUCACCAGAAAUACUUUCUGAUCAUCUUCAUGAAGCAUUACAAGACCUCAACACCGCGAUAAAAUCACAGCCACGGCUCUUCUUAAGCUCCAAAGAGAUCCAAGCUAAUAACAUGCUGGCAACCAUAGCUGCUGCACAAGCAGGAGCAACAGAACAGAUCACAAAACAUGGAAAAGCCUCAUUGCCAAGUGUUAAAACAGAUUCUUCUGCUUUGUUAGAUUGGAAAACCAAAAGAGUCUCUGCUGAGCAGACUAAGGAUGUAGAACAAUUACCGGAACGUAAAGUGUUGAGAAGCCAGAUGAGUAAAAUUGCUAUUACUAGUCUUGAGCUUUCUGAGGCAUUGCCUUUUGCUGCUUUUGCUUCUUUGCUUGUGGAAACGGUGGCGAAACUGGAUUUGAUCAUUGAUGAAGUUGAAGAACUUGGGAGGUUGGCGUGUUUCAAAGAGUAUAGACAUGGUGAUGAGCUUUUUGAUAGUUGUGAGAAACCAAGAGUUGAUGUGUUGGAGAAUCAUUUACCUUCUCAUGGUGGAGAAUGA